AUGAAGAACACCCCAAAGGCAGUCUUACUCGGAUGGACAACACUUGCUCUUUGUGCAUUUGGAGGAUUCACCUUUGCAAAAGAUUAUACCAAUAACAAACUAAAGCAUUAUACCGAGAAUGUUGGAUCCGUGACCUCAAGCACCGGAAAAUCACCUGCUAUUCAAGUGGAGCAGACCGAUGCCAAUGGCAAUAAGAUUCUUCGCAGAUCUGUAGAUCGUUCACUUUAA
Messenger RNA from Phycomyces blakesleeanus NRRL 1555(-), 228 nucleotides. RefSeq lists its product as hypothetical. NCBI's taxonomy places the organism in Eukaryota, Fungi, Mucoromycota, Mucoromycetes, Mucorales, Phycomycetaceae. The record is from RefSeq and is a predicted model, not a curated record. The transcript is spliced from 3 exons. The coding region runs from base 1 to 228 and encodes 75 amino acids.